Ceratosolen solmsi marchali is the source of this 2442-nucleotide messenger RNA. RefSeq names its product dnaJ homolog subfamily C member P58IPK (gene P58IPK). The record is from RefSeq and is a predicted model, not a curated record. Gene Ontology annotation, molecular function: protein-folding chaperone binding; misfolded protein binding. NCBI's taxonomy places the organism in Eukaryota, Metazoa, Arthropoda, Insecta, Hymenoptera, Agaonidae. Bases 327 to 1772 code for a protein of 481 amino acids. The transcript has 6 exons. Gene Ontology annotation, biological process: protein folding in endoplasmic reticulum. Gene Ontology annotation, cellular component: endoplasmic reticulum.
GGCGACGUAGGCGCCAGCUGGUUAGACUCGACUCGUUGUCUAGCGAUAUGCGUUGGACCAAUAGCGUGGGACCACGAACGCGAUGGCGCGUCGCACUCGGGCCGCGGAUGAGUUUGGCGAGGACGACGACGGCAGUGGCGGAGCACACGAUCGAGGACGGCUCCGUUGUUAUCGUGCAUGUCUCGUGGUUUCCCUGUGUUGGACUCGAUUGGAGGCGCUACGAGGUCGAGCCCGUCUCUUAGGGGCUGGUGAUUUUAAGUGACGCGAGAGAGCUUGGCUAUCGAGCGAUCGAGGAAGAGGGAAGACUGCCACGGGGCCUCGUCGUCAUGUAUCGUUGCGGACUGCUGCUCGUCCUGCUAAACUUUAGUCACGAUGUGACCGCCAGUACGUCCAAGGGAUUGGAUAAGCUGCUGGAACUAGGCACGGAUUUCUUGUCGUCCGGUCGAUAUCAGGAUGCCUUGUCGUCCUUUCACGAGGCCGUUGAGGGUGAUCCUAACAAUUACUUGACCUACUAUAAGAGAGGAACCGUUUAUUUGGCCUUGGGGAAGGCUAAGCAAGCGCUGUCUGAUUUCGAUAGGGUCUUGGACCUGAAGCCAGAUUUUACUGUCGCGAGGAUUCAGCGUGGCCAGGUGCACUUGAAGCACGGAGAGCUAGAGCUCGCGGAAGACGAUUUUACAAAUGCCCUUGUUGUAUACCCUGAUCACGAGGAUGCUUCUAACGGUAUUCAUAGACUAAGAUUAGCUAGAGAGCAAAUAAAUUCUGCGAAAGAAUUGUAUAGAAGCGGCGACUACGAAUUGACAAUAUCACUCUUAACGCAAGUCAUUGAGAUAUGUUCGUGGUCGGCAGAUCUUAGAAAAUUAAGGGCUAAAUGCCGAAUACAAACAAAAGACUAUGCUGGGGCAGUGUCGGAUAUCAGAUCUACAACAAAGCUUACUGCGGAUAAUACAGAAGGGUAUUAUGAAUUAGCAAAUAUAUUAUAUCAACUUGGACAAGUUCAGGAUUCUUUAAAGGAAAUUAGAGAAUGUUUAAAAUUAGAUCCGGAACAUAGCAAAUGUUUUCCAUUUUACAAGAAAGUUAAGAAAUUAGCAAAAUUUAUGGAAGAUGCGGAAGCAGCUGUGGAAUCAAAUGACUUACAAACUUGUAUUGAAAAAUCAAAUCGUAUACUUAAGCAAGAAUUGUCUAUAGAUAAUGUGAGGAUAACUGCAUUACGGUUACUUUGUAAAUGUCAUACUGCCAGUUCAGAUCAGGAAUUGGCUAUAAAAAAUUGUCAGGCAGUAUUAGAGAUUCAACGAGAUCCUGAAACUUUAUGCGAUAGCGCUGAGGCAUAUUUGGCAAGUGAUAUGUUCGACGAUGCUAUACAGGACUAUAAGGAUGCAUUGGAGAUCGAUGCACAAUUUCAGCGCGCAAAGCAGGGCUUGCAAAAAGCUCAGCAGCGACAGAAGGUAUCAGAGGCACGAGACUAUUACAAAAUUCUAAAUGUUCCGCGAACAGCAAAGAAGCAACAAAUCAUCAAGGCGUACAGGAAAGCUGCGCAAAAGUGGCAUCCUGACAAUUUCCCAGAUGAGGACGAGAAAAAACGUGCUCAGAAAAUGUUUAUUGACAUAGCGGCUGCGAAGGAAGUUCUUACGGACGAUGAGAAGCGUGCCAAGUUUGAUCGUGGCGAGGAUCCGCUUGAUCCUGAGUCCGGCAAGCAGGGCCACGGCUUUAAUCCCUUCCACGAGUUUCACCACUUCCAGGGUUCGCCCUUCCAAUUCAAGUUCCACUUUAAUUAAAAACUCUGGUGAUUUUAUUUUUUUCAAACUACAGUAACAUUAUUUCAUAUACAUUUUCAAUAUUACGAAAAUUCAAAAGGAGCUGCUCCUGCUAGGAGUGAAAAAUUGCUUUGUAAAAGUUUUCAUCGACAUCGAUAUUUUUAUUUAAAAAGUGAUCUUGAUAUCUUGGUAAUCUUGAGUUCUGAUUGAAAGUUCCUGUUCAUUAUCGAUUUGCAAAAUACCGCUUCAGAAUAUUUAUUUAUAUUUGUAUUUAAUAUACUAUGUGAUUAUAAUCAUAAAAUCAGAACAGUAAAAAAAUGUGCGGAUGUAAGAAACUUUACUUUUUAUAAUUUGUGCAAGAGAAAUAUUUCCUUAAUUUUUGUUUAGCCGCAUAGUAAUGUAGAAAAAGGUUUUAUCUAGUUAGGUUUAUUAAAUAGCUCGUCAAAUCUGCGAUUUCGUAUAAUUUUAACAUUUUUAAUUGUUGAAAUUGACAUAAUAUUUUAAUAGUUAACAUCGUUAUUAGAAAUAUGCAAAUUUCAUUGCAACUUUAUACAUUUACAUAAUACAGCUUUUCAGAAAAUGUUAACAGAAAUCACAUUAUAAAGGGUUUUAAAUUUAGUGUAUGAAAUCAUACUGAGGUUUGACACAAUUCGAUAUUUUCUUUAUAAGAACAAUAAAAUUUAUUAAAUCU